This is a messenger RNA of Lasiodiplodia theobromae, 1503 nucleotides long. RefSeq names its product rRNA processing protein bystin. Lineage: Eukaryota; Fungi; Ascomycota; Dothideomycetes; Botryosphaeriales; Botryosphaeriaceae. Gene Ontology annotation, molecular function: snoRNA binding. Bases 1 to 1503 code for a protein of 500 amino acids. Gene Ontology annotation, cellular component: cytoplasm; nucleolus; preribosome, small subunit precursor. Gene Ontology annotation, biological process: rRNA processing. The record is from RefSeq and is a predicted model, not a curated record. The transcript has 3 exons.
AUGCCGAAAGCCACGUCGGGCGCCGAUGCGCGCCAUGCCCGCCGCCACAAUCCGCUCACCGAGGACUAUGCGCCCUCCAACCCGCUGAAGCAAAAGGCCGCCAAGAGGAAGAAGACGCGCUCUGAACACGCGGACGAACAGGGCUAUGUCGACUCCAAGGCCUCGCAAAAAAUUCUGAAGAUUGGUCAAGACUUGGCGGAGGAAGAGGAGGCCGAGUUGGAGGCCCGCCGCCCGAAGCAGCCGAACCCAGCAUUCAAUUUUGAUACCCGCUUCCAAGAUGGUCCUGAGUCGGAUGAGGAUGAGAUCGCGUAUGGGGAAGAUGAUGACGCAUGGGGCGACGAAGACGACGAGGAAAUUGUCGAGGAAGUUGAGAUUGACCCUAACGAUCUUGACAUGUUCAACAAGUUCAACCCUACCUCGGACCCUUCACAUCUGUUCAACCCUGGAGCGUCAGAGGAGCAAGCAGGUGGUACCAACUUGGCAGCUUUGAUUCUGGAGAAAAUUGCCGAGAAGGAAGCCCAGGAUGCUGCUGCCGGCGGUGAUAGUCCCCGCUACGUUGGUGGAGGUGACCCCGAAGACGCUAUCGAGCUUCCUGCCCGCGUUGUUGAGGUUUACACUCAAGUCGGUCUGAUCCUUUCUCGGUGGAAGUCUGGCAAGCUUCCCAAGCCCUUCAAGAUUCUCCCCACCCUCCCCGAGUGGGAGACUUUGAUCUCGAUAACCCGCCCCGAAUCGUGGACUCCCAACGUUUGCUACGAGGCUACCAAGCUUUUCGUCUCCUCUCAACCCCACACCGUCCAGACCUUCCUCAACACCAUUCUCCUCGAACGUGUGCGCUCCGAUAUUCACGACUCUCCUCAGAAGAAGCUGAACGUGCACUUGUACAAGGCUCUCAAGAAGGCUCUGUACAAGCCCGCCGCCUUCUUCAAGGGAAUCCUUUUCCCCCUCGUUUCCGACGGCGACUGCACGUUGCGGGAGGCACACAUUGUCGGCAGUGUGCUGGCCAGGGUUUCGAUUCCGGUGCUCCACUCUGCCGCCGCCCUGCACAGACUUUGUGAGAUUGCUGCAGAGCAAAUGUCGGUCAACACGUUCAACGGCGGUGCCACCAACAUCUUCAUCCGCGUCCUGCUUGAGAAGAAGUACGCUCUUCCCUACAAGGUCAUCGACGCCCUGGUCUUCCAUUUCCUGAGGUUCAAGAACUCAAACUUCUCCGCCGACGGUACCAUGGAGCUUAUCUCGGAAGGCAACAUCGCCGAACAGCGGGCAGGAGAGGGCAGACUACCCGUCCUGUGGCACCAGUGCCUUCUCGCUUUCGCGCAGCGCUACAGAAACGACGUUACCGAGGAUCAGAGAGAAGCGCUUCUCGACUUGUUGCUCGUCAGAGGGCACAGGGCGAUCGGUCCUGAAGUGAGACGAGAGCUUCUGGAGGGUCGUGGCAGGGGUGUGCUGGUGGAGCCCGAGGUCGGAAACGGAGGUGAUGAUACCAUGAUGAUCGUUGACUCCUAG